AUGGGACUAAGUGAUAUCAGAUGGAUAGGCAAAGGUAAACAUCAACUAGAUAAUAACUACACCAUGUUUUACUCUGGUUCUGACGAUAGCUCCAACAAGUAUGGAGUGGGAGUAAUCAUAAACACAAAAUACGUUAAUACGCCUGUGAACUUAGUACCAAAAUCAAACCGAACCAUGUUACUUCGACCGAGAAAUAUUAACAUCAUACAAGUGUAUGCUCUCUCUACAGAUGGGUCGGAUCAAGAAGUUCCAGUCUUUUAUAAGGAAAUAGAAGACCUGCUCCAAAUGACAAAAAAUCACGAAAUAAAUCUAGUGAUUGGCGAUUUUAAUGCUAAAGUGGGGAAAGGAGAAGUACCAAGAGUAGCCGGGAAGUUCGGGCUUGGGGCAAGGAAUGAGAGAGGUGAUUCCCUUGUACAAUUCUGCCAAGAGUGUGAUUUUGCUAUCAUCAACACUUAUUUUCAAUUACCACCAAAGAGGUUAUACACAUGGACGUCACCUAAGCAUACCCCUCAGCAAAUUGUAAGAAAUCAGAUAGAUUACAUUAUAAUAAAUAAUCGCUUUCGUAAUUGCAUCAAAAGUGCUAAGACCUAUCCUGGGGCUGAUAUAAGAUCAGACUAA
Messenger RNA from Parnassius mnemosyne (clouded apollo), 618 nucleotides. Lineage: Eukaryota; Metazoa; Arthropoda; Insecta; Lepidoptera; Papilionidae. The record is from the annotation of a GenBank genome assembly.